Cajanus cajan (pigeon pea) is the source of this 865-nucleotide messenger RNA. Its product is annotated as small ribosomal subunit protein uS11. Gene Ontology annotation, biological process: translation. Gene Ontology annotation, cellular component: ribosome. NCBI's taxonomy places the organism in Eukaryota, Viridiplantae, Streptophyta, Magnoliopsida, Fabales, Fabaceae. The record is from RefSeq and is a predicted model, not a curated record. Gene Ontology annotation, molecular function: structural constituent of ribosome.
GGGACAACCUUGUAAAUUCCUGUUCUUCCUUUCCAAAACCCUAAUCCCGCUUAGGUAUAAAAACGAAAGAAACACACUUCUUCCGAUUCUUCGCUUUACAGGAGCAGCUCCGAACACCGAAGGUUCAUCCAAUCCCUUCUUCACCGCUCAGCAACAAUGUCGAAGAGAAAGGUUAGAGAGCCAAAGGAGGAGAACGUGACUCUUGGUCCAGCUGUCAGAGACGGUGAACAUGUCUUCGGCGUCGCUCGCAUUUUUGCCUCCUUCAACGAUACCUUCAUUCACGUCACUGAUUUGUCUGGGAGGGAAACACUUGUUCGCAUCACUGGUGGAAUGAAGGUUAAAGCUGACAGAGAUGAAUCAUCUCCUUAUGCUGCUAUGCUUGCAGCACAGGAUGUUGCUGCCAGAUGCAAGGAGUUGGGCAUAACUGCUCUUCAUAUCAAGCUCCGAGCCACUGGUGGAAACAAAACAAAGACACCUGGUCCUGGUGCUCAAUCAGCUCUUCGAGCUCUUGCUCGUUCAGGAAUGAAAAUUGGUCGCAUAGAGGAUGUGACUCCCAUUCCUUCGGAUAGCACACGUAGAAAGAGUGGUAGAAGGGGUAGAAGGCUUUAAACUUCUUAUGGUAUAUGGCUGGAGUUACUAUAUCACUCUGCAAGCCAAACAAAAUUGUGGCAUUUUGAGAUUUUGCUUAGGUUAUUAUCUGAACAUCUAUUGUAUUUCUUGUGGUAUUGAACGAAAUUUUAGUUGAGUACAUUUUCGCAUUUUGAAAGUUAUUCGUAUUGAGAUUGUUGGAAAUUCUGCGUGUUGCUUUGUUGCUUGGAAAUGUACUAAUCAUCUCCUUGAUAAAAUGUUGCUAGGUUCGGUUUCA